ACAUUUAUUGACAAUUCAAUUCCACCAUUCACACCCAACAUUUCCCUUUAAAGGUAUCACCUGCGGAUAACUCAAUUGGGUCGUCAAAUAUGAUAUCCGCCUCGUCUCCCGUUAUUUAUCCUGCUAGCUCCUCUCCAGUGGCAGCAGCAGUAAAGCGCACGAAACCUCAUCCCGAUCCAAACCCUCGAUCUCGUGCGAAGACUGGCUUCCUCGUUGACGAUGACUCCGACGACGAUGAUUUGCUACAGGAGCCAGCAACCAAAAAACGAAUGCUUAGUAGUCCCAGCGAUCAAGCAGUUAUAGGAUAUACCGAGCCGUCUUCCACCCCUCUAGCAGUUCCAAAUUUUAACACCGAGGAAGUUGGUUCGACAUCCUUGGUCAUAGCUUCGCAGCCGAAAGAGUACGAGAAUAGGAGCCAGCCCUCUGUAACGACCACUUUUUUUCAGUCGAGCAAUGUAUCCUCUAUCUUCGACCGAUUUGCCUCUCGUCAAGCGCAAAGCACAUUUAAGAUCACUACCUGUUCGGGCAACAUAGUCGACAUUAAACAGCGAAAGGCUGGUCCUGGUGUGUCUUUUGAACGGAUAGUCGCUGCACGAUCGAAAACGAAAGAGGGCCGGGCGAAAAGGAGUUACUACGGCAUCGAAAUCCACGAGUUAAUAGACGCCGCUUCCAAGGAACUCAGCAACAAGCCCCCGGCCUCUAGUACGGUACCGGACCAACCGACGCCUUCCGUGGAAGCCGUCAAGAAGCCGAAGAAGUCGCUUUUAUGGACUGAGAAAUACCGUGCGAGGAACUUUAUGGAUUUAGUUGGCGACGAUCUCACGAACAGGCAGGUUCUACGCUGGUUAAAGAGAUGGGAUCCAAUAGUAUUUCCGGGAACAGCAAAAUCGAGGUCUACUCUGAGAAGACCAGGCGGAAAAGCAGAGGCCGAGGAAGAAAAGCCGCACCGGAAGAUUUUAAUGCUGACUGGUCCUCCCGGACUGGGGAAAACUACGCUGGCUCAUGUCUGCGCCAAGCAGGCAGGCUAUGAAGUAAUGGAGAUUAAUGCUAGUGAUGACCGCAGCCGAGAUGUUGUUAAAAACCGGAUUCGCACUAGUUUAGGGACGGAAAACGUCAAGACCAUACAACAGAACAAGCUCCAGGGUGGAAAACAACAGAAGAUCGCACGUCCGGUGUGCGUAGUGGUUGAUGAAGUUGACGGUGUUGUGGCCGGCUCUGGUGGUUCUGGAGAAGGUGGUUUCAUCAAAGCCCUGAUGGACUUGAUUACGAUCGGAGAGAAAAAUGCAUCGGGACAAGAGAAUACGGCUCAACAGUCGGGGCGUCGUAAAAAGAAGGGCGACGACUUUCGUCAAAUGCGGCCUCUAAUCUUAAUUUGCAAUGAUGUCUAUCACCCGUCUCUCAGGCCCCUACGACAAUCGAAUCUGGCUGAAAUUAUUCACAUGGGAAAACCCACCAUUGACGCAGUUGUGACUCGCCUGAAGACAGUAUUUGAAAAGGAGGGCAUUCCCUGCGAAAAGGAUGCAGCACGGAAAUUAUGCGAAGCGGCGUGGGGCAUGAGUAGCGGUAUAGAUGCAAAGAAAGGUGCCGAGAGCACAGCAGAGGGAGAUCUACGAGGUAUUAUGGUCGUAGGUGAAUGGGUUGCUGGUCGUGUUAGAUCCGCAUCUCUCAACGGCCCGCUGUGUUUAACACGGCAAUGGGUGGAGCGGAACAUUGUCCAUGAUCUGUCCCACGGCGGUGGUGGUGCGAGAGGCAUAGGGCGUGGUAGCGUGAGGGAUAUCGUCACGCGCAUCUUCCAAGAUGGCGCUGGAUUUCCGAAGAAUAAUGUCCUCAUCGCAGCUCCUUUGUCGAAACACCACAGCGAGCAGCCACAAGCACAGCUUGGCUUCUCGGAGCAGCAGAAGAAGUAUGGAAUGGAGCGCCUGAGGCAGAUGGUCGAAACCAGUGGCGAUGUGGACAGAGUAAUGACCGAAGUCUUCCUAGACUAUCCGAAUCACGAGUUCAAUGACGACUCGUUCCUAUCUAAACCGGACUGCGCCUACGAAUGGAUGCAUUUCCACGAUACGUGUUCGUCAAGAUUGUUCGGAAGCCAAGACUGGGAGUUAGUUCCCUAUCUUAGCCAACCUAUCCUCGCGUGUCAUCAUUUAUUCGCAGCGCCCAUUCGACGUGCCAAUCUAGCUUACGAUAGAAAAUGGGGCGCUGCUGAUGCAGAUGAUGAGGCCCCGCCGUUGCCUUUCUCGGGUCCGAGGGCAGACUUCGUCGCGCGCGAGACCGAGAAGGAAAAUCGCGCAGUACUCCAAGCGAUGCAAGCCCAGCUACCCCCGACGCUCAUGCGCUCUUUCCGCAGUCCCGAGGAUAUUGCCACUGAUUUCCUCCCAUAUCUUAUUCGUAUGGUGUCUCCGGACGUGAAACCCGUGGCUGUUGGAGGUAGUGGGGAUCAGCGGAGCACAGCCAGCGUCCGGAAAGAUACUGAGAAAGCCAUGGUAAAGCGGGCCGCUGACGUGCUAGCUGAGGUCGGAAUUGAGCUUCAAAAGGGGAAGAUCGAGAGCGAUUCCCCCUUUAGUAGAGGCCCUCAGUGGGUCUACCGCAUGGAACCUGAUCUCGACGUCCUCGCUACCUUUGAAACGUCCGCAGCCGUCGUCCACGGCACGCAAGCCCCGACGCGCUACGCCGUACGGCAGGUGCUGGAUCAAGAACUACAAAAAGCCAAACUGCAGCGAGAAAAUCUAGCGCGACAGGCGCGCUUCCGGGGCGGCGGCGGCGGCGACCCGCAUGCCGCAGCGCCAGAGGAGAAGGCGUCUCUGAUCUUCGCCGGCAAUAACAACAAGGAAAACAAGGGCUCCAAGAUGGCGGCGCUUCCCAUCCUCGGCGUCAAGAAGGACUUCUUCGGGCGGGUCAUCGAGAACGCGGAUGUCCGCGCUCUGAAGGAGACCAAUGUCAACGGUAGGCCGAGGAGCAGGGCCGGCGGAGACGGGGCGGCUGGGAAGGGCGAGCCUAAGGUCUGGGUUACGUUUCAUGAAGGGCUGAAUAAUGCCGUGAGGAAACCGAUCUCGUUGGAUGAACUGCUUAGAGGGUUAUGAUAGGUAGGUGGACAUCUUAAGGGCUUGUCUACCUAGGUAGAGGUAAAUAAUAGUGAUAGGGGUUGACGUGUAAAUGAUUUUGGGGGUCUUAUGAUAUGGCUUUGGAUGAGGGAAGGGGGCAUGCGUAUGGCGUUCAGGUCGUAAUGGUUAUCCUGCUAGGCACCUAAGGUACAUAUCAAAUGUAUCAAAUGCAGCCCAGCGCCUUUUAUGAUUGAUUGCGUUUAGGACUCUAUUCUCCAUUUCGUAAAGGCGCAUUAGUGUUUUCUAUAAUUGUAUCUUGCUUGAUGCGGAGCAAUAGUGAGCAUGUGUACCUAAGGUAGUGGGUGAAGGGGAGAGAUGCUAGAUAAAAUAUAUACAUGGACUACCCAGACGUAAAUAAUAAAGCAAACGACCAAGGGAGUAGUAACGUUCGCAUUAGUAUGGUGUUCUGUUCAUGGGGAAAUCGUUCAAUUACAUAUCUCUUGACAUAAAACAUUGCGUCUCGUAAGGCAUAACUAACUCCGCAUCCUAUUUUCAUCAAUAACGCACCAGGUUCGAUUAGAGAGCAAAGGAAAUCGCAACAACCACCCGCCCCCCCCUCCCGUUAGGCUAACCAACCAACCAACCAAUCAAUCAAUCAUUGCUUAGCUUCGGCCUCUUCAUCCUCCUCUCCCAUCUCCUCCAAGACCUUGCGGAACACGUCCGCC
This is a messenger RNA of Daldinia caldariorum, 3763 nucleotides long. RefSeq lists its product as uncharacterized. Gene Ontology annotation, molecular function: ATP binding; DNA binding; ATP hydrolysis activity. NCBI's taxonomy places the organism in Eukaryota, Fungi, Ascomycota, Sordariomycetes, Xylariales, Hypoxylaceae. The transcript has 2 exons. The coding region runs from base 90 to 3077 and encodes 995 amino acids. Gene Ontology annotation, cellular component: nucleus. The record is from RefSeq and is a predicted model, not a curated record.